Molecule: messenger RNA, 2929 nt
Organism: Oppiella nova
Lineage: Eukaryota; Metazoa; Arthropoda; Arachnida; Sarcoptiformes; Oppiidae
Source: the annotation of a GenBank genome assembly
GUGUUGAUAUAUACAGACAAAUAUAUAUAUUAUUCCUGUUUUCCAUAAUUUCAUCACUUUUUCCUUUCGUUCAAUUGAUUUGCAAUCAAUUAAUAAUAUUUUGACGCAAAUCUGCUUCAAAUGAAUCGAUUUGAACCAAUACUGUGAAAAAGGAUUUAAGAAUAUCUUUGCAUCAUAUGAUUGUGCUCUCAAUUGUCAACAGUAUAGCGAUUCAGUGGAGAUAUCAGUGCUAUAAUUGUAGAGAUCACACAACACAGUGUGGGUGUCGUGUCGUUUAGACUGUCUCUCUUUUGCCAAUACAGAAGUGGAGCACAUAUUUGCCAAAGAAGUUCCCUUCACUCACACAUCAUCUGCCGGACCACCGCUCAAGACUCACAUUAAUGGUGCAAUCGCUGGAGGAAUGGUAGAGCUCGACAACAUAGACACCACCUCAGCAUCACAACCAAUCGAAACACAAGUAGUGGUGAUCCCGACAAACGGUGGAACAGAUGAUGUUCCACAACAAGAAGUGGAAGCAAUCGCUAAUACAUUCUUAUCGAAACACUUAUCACAACAACAAAAACUAAUGGCUUUGCACCAGAAUAACGAUAAUAUUCCCAAAUAUGUUGACUCAAACUCUCAACAAAAUAGUUAUAACACAAGGAAUAGCAUUAAUAUAUCCAACGAUCGCUUUUGGUUCGACCAAAACACUGAACACUCGCGAAAUCAGAGCAAACAGUCGGUCAACAUAUCGGCCCUCAAACACGACCACCCGUUGAUCGGAUCGGCCGUCGACAACAUGGCCUCCAAAAGCAGUGGUCUCUGUGGCAACGAAAGCAUUUUAGUGGCAUCUCUGCCGCCAACAGAUCCACAAAUGCUCUCACAAACGGGUCAAUGGUUAGAUGAAAAUGAUUACAUAUGCGAACGGAAAGCCAUAUGUUUGCCGUUUGGGUACUGUAUUGAUGACGAAAAGAGUCAAUUCCACUCUCAAAUACCACUCAAUAUGAAUGACUUCAAGACCUCUAAUGACAACGACCCGGACUGGAUGUGCGACAAUAUGGAUAUCAAUUACAACGGAGUCACUGGUUAUCCUUACUGUGCGGACAAAUCGUUUAAUAUGGAGAAUGUGUUUCAAGUGGACAAAGCGGACAUCAAGACUGGGCCCACAUUGGCUCAGCUGAACGCCAGUGAUGUUUGGGAUGCAUUAGAUUUGGAUGAUUUGCUCGCCAGCGCUCAAAUGGAUGUGAAACACAUGUCCAACAAUAGGUCACGACUCGCGUCUAAUAAUAACUUACGACUAAAUACUAACUUGAGUCUCAAUUCAAUGGAUUACGAAUACGACUCAAAACUUCAGGAAAACAUCGAUUAUUUGACUUCUUUACUGAACAGUUCCAAAAACGGUGCAACACUUCCGCAAUCGUCGUCUCAAACGGUGUCCGCAGACGUCAAACCUCUUCCGACUUCUAGUCUCAACACUAUUGUUAUCACAACACAUACAGUGCCGCAGGAAAUGGUCCAAAACUCACAAAUAUCUGCACAACAGGACCUUAAGGUUAAGAGCAGCACUACUCUGAAUACGAUGCCCACCACAACGGUGUUGAGUAGUCUAUUGGGCGCCCAAACCAUCAAACAGAAGGCGUCUAAUGAUAAGUCACAGCCUAUGCCUCAGACCUCCUCCUCAUCGGCACUGAUCUCUCAAAACAAAAUGGUUUCGAAUAUAAUCGAAGAAAACAAAGUGUUAUCUCGAGUCAGGAAUAAUUCAAUGAGUACUGAAUACAGCGCCUCAUCUCAUGACGAGGGCUUUGCCUCUCAGCCCGAGGACACCGACAAUGAGGACGAAGACAUGGACUCCGACGACGAGUCCUUUUAUGGCGAUUACGACGCCUCGGAUCUGUUGGGCGCCUCCACCUCAGACGACGCCAACAAUAAGUGGUCACUAAAUAUGGGCCGUUCAAGGAAAGGCGGCGAACGGCGAUACUUCUGGCAGUACAACGUUCAGAGCAAAGGGCCCAAAGGGACGCGCAUUGCGUCAGUCGAGGAGAACAGCGAUCCCCAUGUCUUCAAAGAGAUCAGUGAUCCCGUCUUCAGCCCCGACUGUCAGAUAGAAGGCGUGAAACACUCGGGAAAAGCCCGACGCGGAGACGGCAACGACUUGACGCCCAAUCCCAAGAAGUUACUGAUGAUUGGGUUAGAGCUGAAGAAGUUGAGCAAAAUAAUCAACGACUUGACGCCUGUGGCCGAAGUGCCCGUCAGUUCCAGAGGUAAGUCUCGUAAGGAGAAGAAUAAGUUGGCGUCGCGUGCGUGUCGGCUCAAGAAGAAGGCUCAACACGAGGCCAACAAAAUUAAACUCUUCGGCCUUCAGAUGGAGCACAAGAAGAUAAUGUGUGUCUUGAGUGAAGUCAAGAAAAUGGUCCGCAAUUACAGUCAAAACGCGAGUGCCAGCGAAAUGUUGGCCACACAGGCGGUCGAGCGACUCCUCAAACAGAAGGGACCGUUAGUAUCAGUUGCCGGAAAGACCAGUGAUUUCGUGAAUCACAUUCUCGAUAACGUGUCCGCCGGGGUCUCCAACGGCGUAAUCAACGACUUGACGCCUGUGGCCGAAGUGCCCGUCAGUUCCAGAGGUAAGUCUCGUAAGGAGAAGAAUAAGUUGGCGUCGCGUGCGUGUCGGCUCAAGAAGAAGGCUCAACACGAGGCCAACAAAAUCAAACUCUUCGGCCUUCAGAUGGAGCACAAGAAGAUUAUGUGUGUCUUGAGUGACGUCAAGAAAAUGGUCCGCAAUUACAGUCAAAACGCGAGUACCAGCGAAAUGUUGGCCACACAGGCGGUCGAGCGACUCCUCAAACAGAAGGGACCGUUAGUAUCAGUUGCCGGAAAGACCAGUGAAUUCGUGAAUCACAUUCUCGAUAACGUGUCCGCCGGGGUCUCCAACGGCGGUUUGGAUAAGAUUUAA